AUGCCAAGGAAACGGGAACAUUUUAAGAACCUCUCCAAAAGAAGUCAACGUAGGCGUAUGAAUGAGGAUUGUCAGAAAUUCAAUGAGACACUAGAAAGCCAUGAUGUGUCUAAUGAACUUACUAUUAACAAAAAUCUUUUAAAUAUAACAUCUUCUAAUUCAAUUAAUGUUUCCUCAAUUUAUUUUGAAGCUUUACAUUCUGAGGAGUGCAACAAAUCGUCUGAUGAAAUAAUAAGUGAUGAGGUUGAAUUCACUUUGAGUAAUAUAACUUCAGAUUCAGAGUGUUCUUCGGCUGAAAGCACAAUUUCUGAUAUUCCAUUAUUAAUGGAUGAAAGUUCUGAUCAACCUCAAGAAUCUCCCCAUGCCUUACAAAAUUUUCUUCAAAGGUGGUCUAUUCAACAUAAUGUAACUCAUAAUUGUUUAUCUGAUUUACUAAAGGGAUUGAAAGAAACAGUUCCAGUUUUGUCCUCUGCUUUACCAAGUGAAUCUAGGACAUUAUUGAAAACUUCAAAAACUAAAUUUUGUUCAAAAAUAGUUUUUCCUGGGAAAUAUAUUCAUAUAGGACUUGAAAAACAACUUAAAAGAAUUAUAUCUGGUCCUUUUCAAGAUUUAAUUGAUUGUUUCAAACUGAUAAUUAAUGUAGAUGGUAUUCCAAUUUUUAAAAGUUCAAACAUACAAGUCCUACCAAUUUUAUUCGGAGUAUUAUCAGAUGUAAAUUAA
Molecule: messenger RNA, 720 nt
Organism: Macrosiphum euphorbiae (potato aphid)
Lineage: Eukaryota; Metazoa; Arthropoda; Insecta; Hemiptera; Aphididae
Source: the annotation of a GenBank genome assembly